AUGACUGUGUGUUCAUUUUGAGUAGCUACUUAUCUAUAUUUCUGGUCUCUGUUCACUCCAUACUGUAGCUAAAGUACCAGGAGAGAAGACAGACUUUCAGCACAUCAGAUCCCCCCCUGCCCCACAGCAGGUACCUCAGGAGCCAGCGUCCCCUCCCAUGUCCCCCUCGCUACAGACCCGGCCCCAGUAGUCUGGAGCUUAUCCAUGCCAUUGUGAGUGCCACGGGCUGCUUGGUGCCACCCACCUUCACCCCUGGUCUCUGCCCUUCACCUGAAGACCCUGGUACAUCCUCCACCACUGACCCAUCAGCUUUUCAUUUGGACCCCAGCUAGCCCCCCUGGACUGAAGAACUACGACUCAGUCAAAGACUCAGUAGGCCUGGCCAAGGGUUCAACCCUCAGCCCCCCAACCCAACCACACCAAACUAACCUCCAGACUAGAUGA
Coregonus sp. 'balchen' is the source of this 444-nucleotide messenger RNA. The record is from the annotation of a GenBank genome assembly. NCBI's taxonomy places the organism in Eukaryota, Metazoa, Chordata, Actinopteri, Salmoniformes, Salmonidae.